UUCUUGUUAAUAAUUACUACUGUUUAUUAUCUGGACAAAGAAGCCACAUAUUUAUUCGCUUAGUCCGCUUCAACUCAACAUCCAAAAAAAAAGAAAAACAUUUAAGAAAAAGGCAGCAAAGGAAUCUUUCGCGGCUUUCACGUGAAAUAACUGAUUUAACGUGAAGAACUGUAAAGAGCAACAGUGACAAUCGAAGUCUCAAAUACAUUCAAAGAUGGGAACGCAACAAAUCUAUGCUCCCUUGUCAACCCCCAUACACGAUAUUAGUGAUAAAUUGGUUUCAAUAUCGGUACGUGACUUAAAUCGCACAUUAAAAUUUCGUGGCUUAAAUCGCCAAGAAAUUGUUCGCAUGAAACAACGACGUCAUAAUUUAAAGAAUCGUGGCUACGCAGCCAGCUGCCGCACUAAACGUAUCGAACAGAAAGAUGUUUUGGAAUCAGAAAAGUCGCAUGAAUGGGUAGAACUAGAAGAAAUGCACAAGAAGAACGAACAAUACAGGAAGGAAAUUGAAAAUUGGAAAAAAAACUACCUUCCUUUGUUCGAAUUUGCAAGACAAAAUGAUAUUCUAAUACCAACGGCAUUAGACAUAUGUUAAAGUAAAGCAGUCGACAUUACGUGCACCGAUAUUUUUGGGAGCUCUAGCUUUUAUUUCAUUUAUUUUUUUUUUUGUUUUUUUUUUUUUUUGGAUGUUGAGUUGGAAUGGACUAAGGCAAUAAGAAAUGUGAGAUAUAUCCAAACCGUUGCAAUUAGAUAUAAAAAUAAAUAAGCGCUUAGCAAUAUGAAGAUGUACAAAUUCUUAAAAAUAAUAUUACAUUCCUUGCAACCAACAAUAAUGCAAUACAUUAAGAAAUUAUGCAAAUUUUAAAUAAAGUAUAUAGGGAUAAAAAAUUGUGUGAAUAGAAUAUAUGUAACUUUUUUAAA
This is a messenger RNA of Glossina fuscipes, 921 nucleotides long. Its product is annotated as transcription factor MafK-like. Gene Ontology annotation, cellular component: nucleus. Gene Ontology annotation, biological process: regulation of transcription by RNA polymerase II. Lineage: Eukaryota; Metazoa; Arthropoda; Insecta; Diptera; Glossinidae. The coding region runs from base 215 to 595 and encodes 126 amino acids. The record is from RefSeq and is a predicted model, not a curated record. Gene Ontology annotation, molecular function: DNA-binding transcription factor activity, RNA polymerase II-specific; RNA polymerase II cis-regulatory region sequence-specific DNA binding. The transcript is spliced from 4 exons.